AGAAAAUGAGUGAACAAAUCAAGUUUAUUGUUCAAGAAUUGAACAAAGAGCCAUUUAAUAAAAAGUUUAAUUUAAUUAGUUUUGAUGCAUUACGUAGUGAACAGCUAUUACAGUUAUUAAACUCUGUCUUUGCUGAAAUAGAUUCUAAAAUGAAAAUGGAUAUAAAGACAGAAGAUCCAGAAAAUCUUGCUGUGAGAACAUUGGAUUUCUUAAGAGUCAUGAAAUACAGACCACCUCCAGAUAUGGAUUUAAGUGCUUUUAGACAAGGCAUUGUUUCUGGUGAUAAAGCUGUUGUACAUCACAUUCUUGAAUGGAUACUUCGUCGUUUACCUGAACUUAAAAAACGAGCAUAUUUGGCACGUUACUUAGUAAAAAUUGAAUUAGCUCCUGAUGUAGAAGGUGAUUCAGAUGUUUUAGAUAUGUAUGAACAGUAUGAACAAUUAAUAGAAGAAUUUAAAGAAGUGCAUAAGCAAUAUGAAUCAUUACGUAAUAGUGGAUUUUCAACUCAGGAAAUUCGUAAAGAUAUUGGACAUAUGGAAGAAGAGAGAGAACAAUUGACCAAAAAGAUUGAUAGAUUAAAACGAAAAGUAAAUAUACUUAAAAAUUUACCUCUUAUACAUGCUGAACAAAAAAUUCAGAGGCUUGGACAACGUUUGAAAGAUAUGAAACAUUCAAGUCUUGGUGCAACACCUGAAGGUUUACUGCAAAAAUUAGAAGAAGAAGUUAGAGUUAAUAGUUAUUUAGUUAAAGACAAAUUACCUAAUGGAAUAGCAUCAUCUCAACGUUAUUUGCAAGAUCUUCAAAAAGUUGUCACAGAACCUGCUAUGGGUCAAGCAGAUUUAGAUAAAUUGAAUAGUAAGGAAGUGCAGAAGUUUCAGGAUGAAAUAUCAAGCAAUGAAUCUCGCUAUCAUUAUUUGUGUUGCUGUAUAGAAAUGUCAGAACUGAAAGAUCAAAUGAUUGCAGAUGAAAUCAAAACUUAUGUAUCCAGUGAUCCAAAAGAGAAGAAAAAAUCUAUGAGAGAGCAAUUAAAUAAGAGGAUACAAGAACAAGAAGUUUUGUCUAAACAAUUGAAAGAACAACAAAAAGAUAUCAGGGAAAAUCAAGAAGCAAAUCAAAAACAAAUGAAAAUGUGGAGUGAUUUGCAACGUUUGAUGGAAUGCAAAAAGAAAUGCUGGGAAGAUGCACAGUCCAAGAAAGCUGCUGCCCCUCCAUCAGUUGCAUCUGUUGAAGAGCAAAAAGGUGUUGGAGGAUAUCAUGUUACUCAAGAAGUAUUAGAAAAAGUUUCUUCUACUAAAGCUGAGUUAGACAAACAGAAAAGUCAAACAUUAACUGAAAUGUCUGCUAUGGUAAGACGACUGAAUGGAAAAAUUGCAGAAAAGAAAGCUCGUCUUGCACCAAUAAUUAAAGAAUUGCGGCCUCUUCGUCAGCAAUGCCAAGAUAUGACUUUUGAAUAUGAACAGAAGAAAUCUGCUUAUGAUUCUUGUGCUGCUGGAUUGGAUAGUGGUUUAUCAAAAUUAGAACAGGAAGUGCAGAAGUUUCAGGAUGAAAUAUCAAGCAAUGAAUCUCGCUAUCAUUAUUUGUGUUGCUGUAUAGAAAUGUCAGAACUGAAAGAUCAAAUGAUUGCAGAUGAAAUCAAAACUUAUGUAUCCAGUGAUCCAAAAGAGAAGAAAAAAUCUAUGAGAGAGCAAUUAAAUAAGAGGAUACAAGAACAAGAAGUUUUGUCUAAACAAUUGAAAGAACAACAAAAAGAUAUCAGGGAAAAUCAAGAAGCAAAUCAAAAACAAAUGAAAAUGUGGAGUGAUUUGCAACGUUUGAUGGAAUGCAAAAAGAAAUGCUGGGAAGAUGCACAGUCCAAGAAAGCUGCUGCCCCUCCAUCAGUUGUCAGUGAUAGAUUGGUCCUCUAAGUCAAAACAGCAAAAAAAAAAUAAAACUAUUGCACUUAAAUUCAAAGGAUUAUUCCAUCCAUUUGUAUAGUUUAUUUAUUAUUGUUAUAAAAAUAAUAUUUAUUUGUAUAAACAUGCAAAGAUUUCACCAAUAUUUUAAUAUAAAGCAUUGCUUAUACACCGUAUUAAAAGUUUUAAAAUUCUUAUAUAA
This is a messenger RNA of Centruroides sculpturatus (bark scorpion), 2094 nucleotides long. Its product is annotated as intraflagellar transport protein 81 homolog. NCBI's taxonomy places the organism in Eukaryota, Metazoa, Arthropoda, Arachnida, Scorpiones, Buthidae. Gene Ontology annotation, molecular function: tubulin binding. Gene Ontology annotation, cellular component: intraciliary transport particle B; cilium; centrosome. Bases 6 to 1904 code for a protein of 632 amino acids. The transcript has 12 exons. The record is from RefSeq and is a predicted model, not a curated record. Gene Ontology annotation, biological process: intraciliary transport; cilium assembly.